AUGGAUUUUAUCGAUCCGUUAGGGACUUGUUUUGGUCCUCAACUGGAGAGUUACAAAAGAACUGGAUACUACUACGACACUGGAACCAACUCUGAUGAAGUUUCGGUCUCGAAGGAGUGCAGGAUCAAUCUGGCUAAGAUGUGGGACUGCUCGUUGUGUUCCGGUGAACCACAGGCAAAGCCCUGUUCGGGUCUCUGCACGAAUGUCAUGAAAGGAUGUCUAGCUGAUUGGGCUGAAGUUUCGGUCUCGAAGGAGUGCAGGAUCAAUCUGGCUAAGAUGUGGGACUGCUCGUUGUGUUCCGGUGAACCACAGGCAAAGCCCUGUUCGGGUCUCUGCACGAAUGUCAUGAAAGGAUGUCUAGCUGAUUGGGCUGAAGUUGGAUCAACAGUGGAAUUCUAUGCAAUGGUGAAAAUGUCAGCUCGUCUCCGAGGACCGCAAAACCUUCACCAAGCUCUACAACCAUUACCAGUUCAGCUCAGCGAAGCCGUCAUGGAAAUGCAAGAACGAAGCGUGACCGUUUCUAACAAGGUGGGUUUCAGCUCCUUCUGGAUGGUUUUAUUGAUCGAUAUUGACUGA
This is a messenger RNA of Cooperia oncophora, 576 nucleotides long. The record is from the annotation of a GenBank genome assembly. NCBI's taxonomy places the organism in Eukaryota, Metazoa, Nematoda, Chromadorea, Rhabditida, Trichostrongylidae.